AUGUAUUGCUCGGAGAGGAAACUUUUCAGUCAUGUCCUUCGUCUGCUGGCAGGAGGGAGUUUGAUGCUGUUUGCCACGGUGGUUUUGAAAUAUACCUCCUGGGAGUGCCGGUUUGACGAUCUGGGCAAAGACACUGAAGACCCGCAGACUCAACUAUGCAAGGACCAGCUCUACCAGUCUCUGCGACUCUCUCCCAAGAACGAGAUCCACUGCUCGCAGAUCACCAGGGGAGACACCGGCAUGGUCCAGGAAGCGCUGCUGCGGAGGCUGGAAAAGAAGAACCAGAAGGUCACUUUGAACGAGGGAGAUUACUUGAACAUGACCCAGAACUGCAGACUCUUCAAAGAGAGCAGGAGGUACAUCCAAUUCCCGCUGAGCGACGAGGAAGAAGACUUCCCCAUCGCUUAUUCCAUGGUGAUCCACAACCAGAUUGAAAUGUUUGAGAGGUUGUUACGGUCCAUCUACGCCCCUCAGAAUGUCUACUGCAUCCACGUAGACAAGAAGUCCCCCGAAACGUUCAAAGAGGCGGUGCGAGCCAUUGCCUCCUGCUUCAACAAUGUAAUUGUAGCCUCUAAGCUGGAACAUGUGGUAUACGCCUCUUGGUCCAGGGUUCAAGCAGACCUGAAUUGCAUGGAAGACCUCCUGGAGAGCAAAGUUCGGUGGAGGUACCUCCUCAACACCUGCGGGACCGAUUUCCCUAUCAAGACCAACGCAGAGAUCGUUCGUGCCCUAAAAGCAUUGAACCGGCAGAACAAUAUGGAAUCAGAGAGACCCUCUUCCAUUAAAGAAACACGCUGGAAAUAUAGCCACGAAGUGAAGGAUCACAUAUUUCGGACUAAUACCCUGAAGAGCCCCCCUCCCCAUGGGUCCCCCAUGUUCACUGGCAAUGCAUAUAUGGUGGUCACAAGAGAGUUCGUUCAACACCUUUUCGAAGACCCAACGGCAAAACAGUUCCUAGAGUGGAACAAGGACACUUACAGUCCCGAUGAACAUCUCUGGGCUACUCUGCAUCGGAUGCCCGGAGUGCCAGGAUCUGUGCCCACCAGUGCUAAAUAUGACCUCACGGACAUGAAUGCCAUUGUGAGGGCUGUGAAGUGGUCUUACUUAGCGGGGGAUAUCCGCAAAGGGGCUCCAUAUCCCCCUUGUACAGGUAUCUCCCGGAGGGCGGUGUGCAUCUAUGGAGUGGGCGACCUCCACUGGCUGAUCGCUCAACGUCAUCUCCUAGCCAACAAAUUUGAUCCCACGGUAGAUGAAUACGCCAUACAGUGUUUGGAAGAGUACCUGCGGUACAAAGCGAUAUAUGGAAAGGAACUCUGAUGAACGUCCAAGGCCGCUCAUGGAUAAAGGGACUAUCUAGAGAGAACCUGGCAACAUUUCCAGUGCAGCACAAUCGCCGUCGCGCUGCAACAGUGGUCACUUCUGA
Molecule: messenger RNA, 1423 nt
Organism: Heteronotia binoei (common prickly gecko)
Lineage: Eukaryota; Metazoa; Chordata; Lepidosauria; Squamata; Gekkonidae
Gene: GCNT3
Product: glucosaminyl (N-acetyl) transferase 3, mucin type
Exons: 1
Coding region: 1-1317 (438 amino acids)
Cellular component (GO): membrane
Molecular function (GO): acetylglucosaminyltransferase activity
Source: RefSeq, a predicted model, not a curated record